Apis mellifera (honey bee) is the source of this 4415-nucleotide messenger RNA. RefSeq names its product LIM/homeobox protein Lhx9. The record is from RefSeq and is a predicted model, not a curated record. The transcript is spliced from 7 exons. Bases 1227 to 2312 code for a protein of 361 amino acids. NCBI's taxonomy places the organism in Eukaryota, Metazoa, Arthropoda, Insecta, Hymenoptera, Apidae.
GCUCCAAAGCCCCACUCGCUCGUCCGCCGUCGUGCCGUACGGUUCGUGUCGUGGCUUGUACGUGUUCUACGCGUCGCGCGGUGUGCUCUCGCGUCCGAACGCGUCUUACACACCGGUCCACGGCCUAACGUUUGACAGCGGAGUAUCUAACGAUCGACGUUUCGAGCGACGAGUUGCGCGAGAUUCGUGACAUCGCGAAAACGCGAAUCCAUCCGUGUUACCGCAUCGUGUUACGGUAUCUCUGUGCUCCGAUUCAUAUUGUACCCCGGCCGUGGAGGACUAAACGCGGAAGAUUUCGACCGGAAGGACAGUGUACCCAUGCUAGGACAGGAAGACAUCAGGAAGACAUCGUCGUCCGUUCAUAGGAGGAUCUUUGGCGCCCCGUUGGCCGAGUUGGCUGAACUACGACCCGGAGAGACGUCAAGGUGCACCGUGGCUGGUGCGUCUACUGGAGAGUCGUUAGGUGCUGUGUUCGCGAUACGAAGCGGAGCUUAAGAUCAAUAGUCGAGCGUGGAAGACGCGGGCUUUCGAACGAAAGUUUCGUGUUCUCUAUAUUCACAGAGGUUUUUCGCGGUGACAGAACGUCCUCGUUGGAAGGAUCGUGAUAUCGAGGAGGAUCGGGAGGAGCAGUGCGUUGACACCUGUCCGCUCCACUCCACCGGACCACUCCAUAGUUUCUACGCGUUAAUCUACGCUACGGUUUCGAACGUUCGUUUUGUGAAUCAACGGCGACAAGCAUCUCUGUGAUCUCUCUAAGAAUCGUGUCGUUGAAAGAAAAAAAAAAAAACGAAAAUUCGAAAAGUGAAUCGUUCUUUGAUCUUGACGACGUUGUGCAGAAAGUGUUAUUGUUUGUUGUCUGUUCGCGACUACUGUUUGCGGCACGAAGGAAUAUUACCUUUGACCGAGAACACAGCCUACGCAUGCCGUGGAUCGAGGUCCUGACUCUACCUUUCUUAUCCCCCAUAUGCAAGUACCAACGAAUUUUUCGACUGCUGCAUGUGACUUAGAUGGCUGGGAUCUAGGGAUUCGCAAGUACUGAGUCGACUGGUCUCGAGGGUAUCAGCAGAGAACCGGAAGAAGAGAGCCGGUUCUGGCAGUGGCGCUCCCCAAUAAGCUUCCAGUUAGAUAGGCCACGAGCUUUUGUUUUUUCGUCGUGGGAAGCUGUUGGUGGGCUCGUCGGGCCCACCCUCUCAUCGGUCAAGCUGGCGAGCGCUCUAACCGCUGGUAUGAACCCCCACCACCCGGGCCACUCCGCAGCCUACCCGCAUCAUCCCUCGCUCUCGAGCAGUCCUCAUCACUCUGGGCCCCAUCAUGGCUACAGCACCGGUGGGGGAGGCGGUGGGGGCGGUGGCGGCGGCACCACCACCACCCCUGACCUGCCAAGCCCCCACUCGCCCCCUCACGGCCCCGCCAUCGACCCAGCAACCCCUUACGGCUCCCUUCAGCCUGGCCAGGGUAUGGGCAGCAAUGGGCAUCAUCACGGCGCUGCUGGAAUGAUGGCCGAUCAUCCACAUCACCCAGGCCACCCUCACCCCCACUUACCAAGCCAUCCAGCUUAUCCACCCGUUAAUCACAACAACAACUGUACGCUUAAGCAAGAAGGAGGCCCAAGCGGACCAACGGGGAUCCAGCAGUGCGCCGGUUGCGGCGGUCAAAUAGUAGAAAGAUGGCUGUUGCUCGCAAUGGAUCGGUAUUGGCACAACGGUUGCCUCAAGUGCUCGUACUGUGGCGCGGCAUUGGCGGAAAUCGGCCACUCGUGCUACACCAGGAGCGGCAUGAUCCUCUGCAAAAGCGACUACAGAAGAAUGUUUGGAAGUAGUGGUGCUUGUGCAGGUUGCGGCAACGCGAUACCUGCCACCGAGCUGGUAAUGAGGGCGGGUGGAUCGGUAUUUCAUCAGAAAUGCUUCACCUGUAGCAAAUGCGGAAAUCAACUGGUUUCCGGCGAUAGGUACUACUUGCUAUCGGGGUCACCGGUGUGCGAGACGGAUUGGCACAAAAUCGUGAAAUCGUCGAGCGUCGCGGCCGCGGCCGCCGCGGCAGCGGCCGGAAACGGGGGUGCACCCGUAAGAAAAGGUAAGCCUACGCCCGCCGUCGUCCCGUCCCAGGUCGACGUCGUGGACGUGGCCGUCGGAGGGGAUCCCUAUUCGCCGCCUCCGCCGGGUCAUCAGCAGUACCACCACCAUCAUCACCACCACCAUCACCACCAUCAUCAGAUGGGAGUCGUACAUCCGGGACUGGCGGUACAGCAAACGCACCUGCAGGCGUCCACCUAUCAGGACUGGUCUCCGUGGGCACAGGACACCUGCGACUGAACAACCUUAACCCUCGUUGAACCUCGAGGCAGGCCGUCUCCCGGCUGAACGAAUCCUCUCCUGGCUCGGGCGCCACCGCCGUUCACUUCUCCAACGUUUCUUCCGUUCCAUCUCCAAGGAUAAAAAGAGAUUGUUCUUGACGAUCUUUCAUCACGUGGAAAAAUUGGAAUCGUGAACUCCUUCUUCGGUUGUUAGCCGGUUCGCGAGAAACUGUUUUCUCUCUGUGAGGUUGGAACGAAACGUUUGUGACUCGCCUUGUGGACAACGCGAACCUUGUGUGCAAGAGGAGACGAAGGGCCGAGCCUGGAAAUAGCCUGGUGAACGAGAUUCUCGUUCCGAUUGUGACCGAAGAACUCCGUUAAAGAGAGAGAGAGAGAGAAAAAUACGUUUCUUGUUCGUAUUUCAACGUGUCCCCGACCGAUCGAACGCGUCUUCGAUUCGGUGUUCCGCCGCGCGCCAUGGCCGCAUCCGCGCGAUUCGAUCCCCUCGAGGACGAUCGAGACUAUCGAUAACCGUGUUCUCGGAUAGUGCGCGUGGCCACCGCGUGGAGCCGCUGUACGCAUCUUUCUCAACUGGUCUCCCUUCCCUAAUCGAUAAUCUUUGCUCAAUCACGGAAAAUCGAGGGUAAUUGGAAAAAGAAGCGUGUUUGAAUGCGUUUUGGGCCGCGUGCAUCGUCGCUGACAACAACAACGACGACGACGACGACGACGAUGACGACGACGACGAUGAGACGCCAGCUUUUCUUUCAGUCUCGUUCAAUGUUUUUCGAUGCUCGUCCGUUCGUUUAAUCGAAUCCGCAAUCCUGUUAAUCGCACGUCAGGUAACCAGCAAUCACUUUCGCGCUCGUGUUUCACCGCCUUUCCUCUGGUAAACGCGACUGCAUCUGCGUUCGAUGCCCUCCCUCUUCACUCCGCCCCUCGUCACAGUGGUUUAUUCAACACUGGCGCUUUGUAAUGGUUUCGUACGGUUGAGAUUUUGUAAGCGUGAAAUGUUUCGCGGUUUAAUGACAAGAAAUUUUGAAACAAAUUUUGCCGUUUUUCUUUUUUUUUUUUUUUUAGUUUUUCAUUACGAAGAUUAUGUAAACAUUCGAUUAUGUAAUGUUUUUUUAUUUAGUUUUAUCUUAUUCUUAACAACUUGAUUAAUAUUUUUGUUUUAUAUAUUUGAGAUUUCGAGAUUUUAAUCGUGGAAGGAAUAGUUCUUUUUUGUUUCGAUCAAAUUUGUCGAAAUGCUUGGUUGUUAUUAUUUUUUUUAUUAAGUGAGUUUUUCUUUAGUUUUUUAUUUCUUCUUUUCUAUAUUUUUAUUUAUUUUUACUUUUUUAUUGUUUUUCAUUUGUUUAAGUUGACGAAGAGACCAAGAUUUGACAAAGGGAUUUAAAGAUUUAAAAUAAACGAAACUAAGAAGAAGCCAAUAUAAUUGAAAAUGAUUAUUUAUCUAUCGAUUAUAAUAGAACCUCCAUUAUUCGAAUUAAUAAGGAGAAUAAACUUUCAAAUAAAGAAAUAUUCGGAUAAUGGAACAUAGAUUUUUCUUAGACGAAUUAUUUUGGGGAAAAUAAUACGCUUAUUUACAACAAAAUUGAGAUGACAGCGUGGAAAAAAAAGUAUCUAUUAUAAAAAUUAGGGAAUUCGUACUUUUUUAGCUGUCAAAUUGCACAAAUCUUUUAAUAUAAAUACAAAGAAAUGUGCAAAGAAAUGUGCAUCUCGCAAAUAAAUUUACAUUUUUUUUCUUUUUUUAAUAUCAAUGGAUUUUCCAAUGUAAUAACGUAGGUACUUUUGUUAAUUUUAUAGUAACUCUCUUCGUUUUCUAAUUUUCCAAGUAUUUUUUCCCUUUCAAUACUAAGUACAUAUUUAUGUUUCAAUAUUAUUAUUGUACACUGUGUAAAUUCGUCCAAUUUCAAAUUAAAUUAAAUUUUGCAAACGCGAAUAUAGAUAGCAUACAAUUCGGUUAGUAGAAUGAAUAUUAGAAUAUUCGAAUAAUGAAGGUUCCAUUAUAAUAAUUUUACUUUAUCGUCCAAGAAUUAAAUUUUAAUAAUUACUCCGAGAAAUAAUUGUUCCGUUUCCAAACACUCGAUUCUUUUUACCUCCUUUUUUUUUUUUUAUAUAUAUU